UUUUCCUCUCGGUCUCUGCUCUGAUACAACUUCCUGUUUACAAUGUCCGCCAUUUGCGUGACGUCAGCCACCUUUACUGACCACGGAAACGUCCUGGUUUAGGUUUAGGGGCGGACCCCCUCCAGGCUGGACCUCCUGGACUGGACUGUGGGCCUCAGAUGGGUGUUUGGAACACACUGGUUUCCUGAACCGUCCAGAGGAACCACCUGGAACCACCAGGAUCUGAGCAGAGGGUCCAGGUCCACGGACCACGCAGGGACCAUGUCCACUUUACAGAGGUUCUCUGUCAACACCAAUGAGUCUCUGAACUUCGAACCUUGUGAGGACGAGUGUCCGUGUCCGCCUGGAGCAGAAGACGGACACGAUGAUGUGUUUAAGAAGGACGAAGCGCAGACUGAAACGGCCGUGAUUCGGACUCGGCUGCAGGGGAAGGUGGCAGAGAUGGAGAAUUUCGCAGGUCAUCUGGAGGAGAUCUUCCUGACUGUGGAGGAGAACUUUGGGCGCCAGGAGCAGCAUUUGGAGCAGCACUACAAUGACGUCCUGCAGACUCUGUCCCAGCGCUACGACGACAGGGCGUCCGGCCUGGAGGAGCACAAGAAGGCCAAACUGGAGGAACUGUACCGGCAGCUGCUGGCCUGUGGGCGGGCCCUGGACGGAGCCAAGGAACUGAUCGAGACAGCCCAGGAGUUGUACCGGCGCCAGGACAAGAGGCUGUUCCUGAAGGAAGUGAGUCCAACGAUUCAAAGGAUGGAGGAGUUUUCCAGAGCAGACCAUGAGCUGACUCUGUCCACACCUCUGGACUUCAACUCUCAACUCACUGACCUGUCUGACGUCAAGACCAUGAUGGACUCCAUCAACAUCGUUCCAGCUCCGUCGGCCCCUGUCAUUAACCCUCAGAUGUCCAACUCGGCAUCCCAGACGUCUCUGAGGGUCUGCUGGAGUCUGUUCUCUGAUGACACCGUGGAGUUCUUUGAGUUGUACUACAGACCAGUUCUGGAUGACACGCCAGCGGACGGCGCUGCUUCACCGCAAGUGAACCAUGUGAAGGUGAAGGAGACCCACUGCACGGUGACCGACCUGCUGCCCAAUGCCCAGUACGAGCUGUGGGUGACCGCCACCAACACCACCGGCAUCAGCCCUGUCAGCGAGAAGGCCUUGUACAUGACGGUGCCUUCGCCGCCGUUCAUCAAACACAGAGAGUGUACGAGCUGUCCGGAGGCAGCGCUGAUCCGAUGGGAGUCAGGGAACGCCAACCCUGUGGACUCCUACACGGUGGAGCUGAGAGAGGGUGGAGCUGAGAGCGCAGAGGAUGCCAUCACCCAGUCGAUUGUGGCCCUUCCCACAUGUCAGUGUUUGGUUCAGCUGCAGCCGCGGCGCCGUUACACCAUCUGUGUCCGAGCCGUGAACAUAGGUGGACCCAGUGAACCCAGUGACGCCAUCAGCAUCUACACAACAGGGACCUUCUUCUACCUGCUGGAAGACGGGGCUCAUCCAUGUCUGUCCAUCUCUGAGGACGGAUUCACCAUGUUCUAUGGAGAUGAAGAACCGCCCAUCAGCGCCAUGGCCUUAGAAGAGCACGCCUUCACCAGGUGUGUAGCCAUCCUAGGGGAUCUGAUCCCAGUUCGGACUCGUCAUUACUGGGAGGUGGAGGUGGACGAUGGGGCAGAGUUCAGAGUGGGCGUGGCCUAUGAGGACAUGGAGAAGAAUUCCUACCUGGGAGCCAAUGAGACAUCCUGGUGUAUGAGACACAUCCUUACUCCGUCCAGACAUAAAUAUGAGUUUCUUCACAACAACUGGAGCCCAGACCUGAGGAUCACGGUGAACCCGGUCCGGAUCGGACUGGCCCUGGACUACGACAGGGGGACGCUGUCCUUCUAUAACGUGGACCUGGGUCAGCACCUGCACACCUUCCACACCCACUUCAGAGACUACGUCCAGCCCUGUUUCAGCCUGGACCACCCUGGGACCCUCACAGUCCACAACGGCAUCCAGGCCCCGGACUACAUCUUCACUUGAGUCCAGAUCAGCCUGGACCUGGACAGGGACGGACCAACACAGCCUGGACCUGGACUGGGACGGACCUGGACUGGGACAGACCGACUCAGCCUCAUUAAUAUCAGCAUCAGUAUCACCUCCUCUGUCGUCUCCAUGUUUGUUAUUACUGACUUUCUUCUUCUUCUUCAUUAAACUUUCCUCUUCUUC
This is a messenger RNA of Sphaeramia orbicularis (orbiculate cardinalfish), 2202 nucleotides long. RefSeq names its product fibronectin type III and SPRY domain containing 2 (gene fsd2). The transcript is spliced from 14 exons. The record is from RefSeq and is a predicted model, not a curated record. Gene Ontology annotation, molecular function: protein binding. Bases 262 to 2016 code for a protein of 584 amino acids. Lineage: Eukaryota; Metazoa; Chordata; Actinopteri; Kurtiformes; Apogonidae.